Messenger RNA from Eucalyptus grandis, 2233 nucleotides. RefSeq names its product probable beta-1,4-xylosyltransferase IRX9H. The record is from RefSeq and is a predicted model, not a curated record. Gene Ontology annotation, molecular function: xylosyltransferase activity; galactosylgalactosylxylosylprotein 3-beta-glucuronosyltransferase activity. The transcript has 4 exons. Bases 470 to 1693 code for a protein of 407 amino acids. Gene Ontology annotation, cellular component: Golgi membrane. NCBI's taxonomy places the organism in Eukaryota, Viridiplantae, Streptophyta, Magnoliopsida, Myrtales, Myrtaceae. Gene Ontology annotation, biological process: glucuronoxylan biosynthetic process; plant-type secondary cell wall biogenesis.
AAUAGGAAAAUGAAAAAUGAAAAACUCAACACAGAAUCUCUCUCUCUCUCUCUCUCUCUCUCUCUCUCUACCUGAGUUCUUGAAAUUUAUCCCAGAAAUUCACUGAUCUCUCUGAGGAAAAGCUGUCCGAUCCCUUCGUCGGAUCGUAAGUUCAGUACCGCCGCCGCUCUGUCGCCCCAAAUCGUCGGCGCCCUCCGACAUCUCACGUACCCCUCGAAUUCAGCUCAACCGAAAAAAACCGAAUCUUUAUUAUCAGCUUCGAUCUUUUAACUACUCUCGACUUCCUCCUCACUCGAUUCGCGUGAUCUAUCUAACUCCAAUUCACCAUUCUUGUACAUUGCCGAUUCCCCACCUGUCCGCGAAUCCUCUAGCGUGUAUUUGAGCCUCCCUUCCUGUCGAUCUCCCCGCAACUGAUGAGGCUGGUCGGAUGAUGUGAUUUGCCCCGCCUCUCGCCUCGUGUUCGUCCGGUAUGGCGUCGUUCAGGAGAACCCUGUCGCCGCCGUACCACGAUCGCCAUUACCAGAACGGCGAGGCCCCAGUUCCGGUCCCGCCUCCGUCGCAUAAACCCUUCGCCGCCUCGGCCAAGCCCUCCUCGGCUUCGCUGGGAUUCGACGUCUGUGGAUUCUUGACGUUCGUCUUGCUGGGGAAGCAGCCGAGGAGGUCGUGGAGGAGAUUGCUCUACAGGUGUUUGUUGUUUUUCCUUUUCGGGUUUCUAUUCGGCAUGACCCCUUUCGGGCAUGUGAACGAAUUGCAGGCUCAUGACUUCUCUUUGGAUAUCAAGCCGCCCAAUGUCAAUGUCAACGCUCAGUUGGAGAAGGCCAUCGAUCAUCCGGUAAGGCACGAUGGGUUUGUGCGCGAAAGUUCGAAUCUUGAAGUAGGAGCAGGAGUCAGGGCGAAGUCAGAUGGAAGUUCUGAUUUGGUGCCUAGGAAGCAGUUGAUUGUGGUUACGCCAACUUAUUCUAGAGCAGCACAAGCUUACUCUUUAUAUAGAUUAGGCCAGGUACUGAGGCUUGUGCCGCCUCCCCUUUUGUGGAUAGUGGUGGAGAUGAAUGUCGUUUCCAUGGAGACUGCAGAUAUAUUGAGGAAAAGCGGAGUUAUGUAUCGGCAUUUGGUAUGUACAAAGAAUUCUACAGAUAUUAAGGAUAGGGGCGUGCAUCAGAGGAACACCGCAUUGGAGCAUAUUGAGCGCCAUAAGCUCGAUGGAAUUGUUUACUUUGCUGACGAUGAUAAUAUCUAUUCUCUUGAGUUGUUCCACAGCCUAAGACAAAUUAGGCGUUUUGGCACUUGGCCAGUUGCCAUGCUUGCACAGAGCAAAAGCAAGGCUAUUCUUGAAGGUCCAGUCUGUAAUGGAAGUCAAGUGAUUGGAUGGCACACAAAUGAGAAAAGUAAAAGACUCCGACGUUUUCAUGUUGAUAUGUCAGGAUUUGCUUUUAACAGUACAAUCUUGUGGGAUCCAAAGAGAUGGAGGCGCCUGACGCUGCAUCCGAUACAGCAAUUGGAUACAGUGAAGGAGGGUUUUCAGGAGACCACGUUUAUACAACAAGUUGUAGAAGAUGAAAGUCAGAUGGAAGGUAUUCCUUUUGGCUGCUCAAGAAUAAUAAACUGGCAUCUCCAUUUGGAAGCUCGUAAUCUUAUUUAUCCAAAAGGGUGGCUAUUUGACAAGAACCUGGAGGCCGAUCUAACUGUUACGUGACGGAAGUUCAACCAUGCUGCAGGUUCUGCAUGGUGGUGGCUCUCUCACGUGUCGGCAACCUUUUAAUCCCCAACAACAGUUCGCCCAUUUUUAUACAAUCCAUCACCGCUCAGGAUCAGAUGGUAAGCAAGGAAAGAAGAGACAGAAGAAGAAAGUGUUUAUUUUCAAUUUUUUUUUUCAAAAUAGAAUUCUUUGGUACAUUCUAUUCUUUUCAGGAGCAUGGGAUUUGACUGAUGUAGAGAAGUAGUGGCUGGAUCUUUGGGGGUGAGAUAGGUGAAUUUUGGAUUUCUUUUACUCCUCAGCCCCUUAGGAAUGAAAAAUUGUUGUAUGACUGGGGUUGGGUUUGUGUGUAUUCAAUUUUGUUUGUGAUCAGGUCUUGUAACAAAUAGGACCAUCACAAAAGCAAACUGUCCUAGAUUUUCUUGCCAUUUUGUUGAGGCAGUACAAAAAGAACAACAGUCGUUUGACCAUUGACACAAGAAUGCUCUCAUCUGUCUAAAGAAAAGAGCAGAGUGCGCAUUUGCACGAAGCGGUUUGGAA